Spodoptera exigua (beet armyworm) is the source of this 2589-nucleotide messenger RNA. Lineage: Eukaryota; Metazoa; Arthropoda; Insecta; Lepidoptera; Noctuidae. The record is from the annotation of a GenBank genome assembly.
GGUCAACUUGGUUAACUCUGUCUUACAACGGUCUUAUUACUGAACGAAAUCAGGUAAAUUUAUAAUCUGUGAAAUAAUUUGUUUACGGUAUUUGACAUUUGGUUUCUAGCCGUUCGUUGACAUCUAUGGGCGUGUCAGUGACUUAUUAUUUUUGAUUGUUAUUUCAAAAUAAAAUAAUAUUUUAUCAUGGUUAAAUCUAAAACAGGGUUAUUUGCCCUGGGAUUUUUUAUAGUCGCCUCAUUAUUUGUUAUAAUUUCUUUCAUUAGUCCUUUUUGGCUAGUGACAGACGGAAAACUUAAGAAUCCAAAGUUUAUAAAAAUUGGUUUAUGGGAAGUGUGUUUCAAUGGGUUUGAAGAGGUCCAUCAUUGGUAUGACACUGUAUUUACUGGUUGCUGGUGGAUAUUCGAAGAGGAAUACUACAUAAUACAUGAUGUUCUUCUACCUGGUUUCUUCAUAGCAACACAAUUCUUUUUCACUAUUACUAUGUGUUGUGUUAUUGUGUCAAUGUUUUUAUCUUACCUAUACAUGAAGAAAGACAGAGAUGAUGACAAAUAUCUUACACUCCUGGUAACAUUGGGCACAGUUCUUGUUAUUGGAGGAUUUUCUGGAAUCAUCUCUGUGGUGACUUUUGGUGCCCGGGGUGAUGGACGUGAUUGGAUGCCUAACUGGGAACAUAAUGACCUGGGCUGGGCAUUUGCCCUUGGAGUUGUAGGUGUAGUUCUACUUUUCCCUGCUGGAAUUCUAUUUUUGGUAGAAGCAAGAGUACAAAAGUACAGGAGACUUCAUGAAAUGCAGAGCAGGGAGCCAUCAUCUUACACUAUGCAUGAAAGAAAGGUUGGCUAUGCGGGAGGGCAUACUGACAUAUAGACAAUUAGGCAUUUUUUUAUACUAUAAAAUAAUGACUCCGUCCCAUCAGAUCUGACCUUUUUAUUAUGUACUAAUUUUAUGUUAUAUAUUCAUAAUUAUUAUCUAGCAAACAAAUAAAAUCUACUAAAUCAUAAAGGGCAUAGUAGGUUUUUGUAUCAUUUAUAUUUUAAAGAAUGCCUUAAACUUAAAUUGUCCGUCCAAUAUUUUCAUUUUAUAUAUAUAUUAAGAUACUAGUUUUGACUGAGUAUACAUUAUGUAUUGUGCAUUUUUACAGCAGUAGUGCUUUAAUAAAAUAUAUAAAUAGAGCAUUUAGACUAAGCUAUUAACUUUAAUAUUAUGAAUAAUUAAUGUUUAAAUGAAGUAGUAAGUAUUAAUCAAUUUAUACUUUUAUAAUAUUUGUAUUGCAAAAAUAAUGAAUAGAUAUUACUAUGGUUUGCAAUAUGAAUGACACAAGCAUUCAUCAUUAUCAUAGUGGUAACAUACUUUGUUCCUCUAUAAAUAUAUGAAUCUAUUGACCAUAUUUUUUAUUACCUAGUAACUAUUAACUUUAUAGGUAUGAACCUGGUAGAAUAACCAUUCAUAAACUAUAUUAAAAUUUUAAAUAAUAAAUUCAGAUCAUAAGUAUAUGUGCAAAUAUAUUAUUUUUGAGUUAAUUUACUGUUUUGCCUGCCUAUUUUUUAUUGGAAUGUUCAUUUGUUGUAAUUUUAUUACAUGUAACAACAACAACACAAAUUAUUAAUUUACAAACUUCAAUUUUUAACAUAUUUUUGUAAACUGUGUGUGUCUUAAAUAAAUGUUUUACAUGUCAAUGCAUUUAUAGCUAUUUAAUUAGUUUAUACAUAGGCUCCCUGAACCAGGAUUUAUUAAUAGUAUUAACAUUGGAAGGCACAGUGUGUUUGCACAAGAGUGCCAUUUUGGCAGCUUCAAACCCAAUAAAUAUACAAUGAGAUUCCUUGUAUCCAGAAAGCAUUCCAUGAAUAAAGCCACUUGCAAAACAAUCUCCUGCUCCUGAAACACUUUCUAUUUUACUUAUGGAUUCGGUUGGAUAAUAUUUUGCCUUGAUUUCAUGCCUUUCGUUUUUCAGUGUAAUGACUCCUCUAGAUCCCAUUGUAACAAUCAUAAACUGUAUAAUGCUGGAAACAUUGGAAUACAGUUUUACUAUUUCUUCAAAUUCACAAGAACUAUUUUUUUGUGGUGAUCCAGCCAUAUCUGCCAUCGCACGUAAUUCCGAUAAGUUCGGUGAAGCGUAUGAUACUUUGUAUUUACUGCCGAUGAUUUUCCGAGCUUUUCUUCUGUCUGUUGGUUCGAAAAAUACAGGUUUUCGUAGACGUUGGCAAACGUCUAGUACGUGGUCGAUAGUAGCCUGGGGCACAUUGCCAUCGAGGAUCACCAGCGGAGCAUCGUGCAGGAUACCAAUAUGCUUGUUAACCAAGUCAAUUGAGAUAUUAUUGUGCAAAGCCAUGUCACCCAGCCCGAUCAGACAUUCGCCCCGAGAGUCCAUUACGGCAGCGUACGAAGGUGUACUGGCAUUUUUUACGAUACAGUCAUUUAGUAAUAACCCUGGUGCAAUGUUGGCCAAAUAUUCUCCAUCUGCAUCAUCUCCCACGGCAGUAAGGAGUUUGGUUCUGCCGCCGCGCAACCUCCAUAGAGCUUCAGCCAUGUUGCGUCCUACGCCACCGCCGCUCUGCUCCGUGAGACAUGCGUGUGUGCUGCCAUCCAACU